GCCGGCACCGCCCGCCGCGGGCGGGGAGGCUGUGGGGGAGGCGGUAGGGCCGGGCCGGGCCGGGCCGGGUUGGGUUGAGGGGGCGGUUGCUGCUGUCGGCGCCGCGGGCGGCAGGUCUUCACCCCUUUACUUCACCUUCUGUGGUAGGGCGUGUUCCCUCCUCCAUCAGCACGCCGCCUGCUCCGACACUGUUCUGCCUUCUUCCUCCUGCAACUGUCUCUCCCUGUCCUGGAAGUGAACUGGUAUUUGCCCUCACCAUGUCAAGGAGUGUUAAUGAUGUGUUCCCUCUCCAUUGCAUUCCCCACCUGUCGUCUUGCUAGGAUCUAACUACAGAAUGAACAUAGCAGCUGUGUUUAAUGCCCUGCUCGUGUCUGUCCUCGCUGCUGUGCUGUGGAAAUACAUCAGACUGCGAGAGCAUGUCUUCAUGGUGGAAGAGGAGUUGGUUCUCACGCGUCAGUCUCAGGAACUCUCUCAGGUUCAGAUUGACUACCAUGCAGCUCUCCAGGCACUGGUGGAGGACGGUACCAAGAUGGUGUGCACCGGCAGGAUGCACACCGACCGCAUCUGCCGCUUUGAGUCCCUCUGCUACUCUACUGAGGCUGAGGAGUUCAUCUACUUUCACAGCAACUCCUCAGUCAUGCUGCCCAACCUGGGCUCCCGGAGGUUCCAGCCGGCUCUGCUCGACCUCUCCUCGGUGGAAGAUCACAACACCCAGUACUUCAACUUUGUGGAGCUGCCAGCUGCUGCGCUGAAAUUUAUGCCAAAGCCGGUCUUCGUGCCUGAUGUGGCGCUGAUAGCUAACAGGUUCAACCCAGACAACCUGAUGCACGUCUUUCAUGAUGACCUGCUCCCCAUUUAUUACACCAUGCGGCAGUUCUCGGAUUUAGAUCUGGAGGCACGGCUCUUCUUCAUGGAAGGGUGGAGUGAAGGUGUUCACUUUGACCUCUACAAGUUACUGAGUAACAAGCAGCCGCUCCUCAGGGAGCAGCUUAAAACCCUGGGCAGGCUCCUCUGCUUUACCAAAUCAUACGUGGGACUGUCCAAAAUCACCACCUGGUACCAGUAUGGAUUUGUGCAGCCGCAAGGGCCGAAGGCUAACAUCUUGGUUUCUGGUAAUGAGAUCAGGCAGUUCACCAAAUUCAUGAUGCAGAAGCUGAACAUCAGCUUGGAGGAAAGCUCCAGUGAGGAGUACAUCGUAGUGUUCAGUCGAACGAUCAACAGACUAAUCCUAAAUGAGGCAGAACUAAUCCUGGCUCUCGCUCAGGAGUUUCAGAUGAAAACCAUUACCGUCUCUCUGGAGGAGCACUCGUUUUCUGACAUCGUCCGGUUGAUCAGCAACGCGUCCAUGCUGGUCAGCAUGCACGGGGCCCAAUUAGUCAUGUCUCUCUUCCUGCCAAGAGGUGCCACGGUGGUGGAGCUCUUUCCUUAUGCUAUCAACCCUGAACACUAUACCCCUUACAAAACCCUGGCAACGCUUCCUGGCAUGGACCUGCAGUACGUUGCCUGGCAGAACACCGACAGGGAAGACACCGUUACCUACCCGGACAGACCUUGGGAUCAGGGUGGGAUUGCUCAUCUGGACAAAGCUGAGCAAGAGCGCAUCAUUAAAAGCACGGAGGUGCCGCGGCACCUCUGCUGCCGCAACCCCGAGUGGCUGUUCCGUGCCUACCAGGACACAAAGGUGAACAUCCCGUCUCUCAUCCACGUGAUCAGGCAGACGGUGAAGUCUAAGCCCGGGCCCAAGAAGCAGAAGUGGUCUGGUAGCCUCUACCCUGGCAAAGUGAGGGAUGCCAAGUGUCAAGCCUCUGUCCAGGGCACGAGCGAAGCUAAGCUUGCCGUGUCCUGGCAGAUCCCCUGGAACCUGAAGUAUCUCAAGGUCAGAGAAGUGAAAUACGAAGUGUGGAUACAAGAGCAAGGGGAAAACACUUACAUGCCUUAUAUAUUGUCCCAUCAGAAUCACACCUUCUCAGAAAACAUUAAGCCCUUCACAAUAUACCUGGUGUGGAUACGCUGCAUCUUCAACAAAAAUCUCCUGGGACCUUUUGCAGAUGUGCUCUUGUGUAGUACAUAACCUGUUGUGCUGCCUGUACAGCUUCGCCCUGCUCUCCACUCCAUCUGUGAUCUAAAACUUCUUGUCUUGUAGUUUGUAGAGGGAUGAAGAUGGCUAGACUGUACCAGUGCCUAAGUGUCCAUUUUAUUGCACUCCACGUGUAUUCUUUAAGUGGUAUUUAUUUCCAGUGAGUAUUUAAAAAAAAAAAACAAACAAACAAAAACAAACAAAAAAACCCCACCAAACCUCUGUGUUCUUCAGAGUAACUUCCAGGGGUUAAAUUACAUGCUGAAUGCAUGUAAUUGAAAACAGAAUGGAAGUGAAUUGUGUGUACCUUAGUCGUGAUUUAAAUUCGUUUCUAUUGUGUGGUGAGUAUUUAAGCACAGCGUUCAAACGCAGUUAAUUCCAUGUCUAGAUGGGCAAUUCUCAUCAGCUUUUUUAUUGUAAGUUAUUUUUUUCAAUAACUCUGUAACUUCGAGUUCAAGAUUUGGUACAAGAGCCUUCAUUAAACUGCUGUAAACCUCGA
This is a messenger RNA of Tyto alba (common barn owl), 2576 nucleotides long. RefSeq names its product protein O-linked mannose N-acetylglucosaminyltransferase 2 (beta 1,4-) (gene POMGNT2). Gene Ontology annotation, molecular function: protein binding; protein O-acetylglucosaminyltransferase activity. The record is from RefSeq and is a predicted model, not a curated record. Lineage: Eukaryota; Metazoa; Chordata; Aves; Strigiformes; Tytonidae. Bases 335 to 2071 code for a protein of 578 amino acids. The transcript has 3 exons. Gene Ontology annotation, cellular component: endoplasmic reticulum. Gene Ontology annotation, biological process: protein O-linked glycosylation via mannose.